AUGAGUCAACACGAGUCGUUAGAAAAGGCGGCGUCUCCCAGCUCAGAUCUCAGCCAAGAUCCUGUCGACAGUUCAAAACCACAAACUCCCAGUCUUGACCUACAGAGAAGCUCAGAUUCAUCCAAGACUCUUUCUGAACCAGAAACCCCAGAGAAAACCGCGGCCAAAGACAGCGCAACUGAUCCAAAGUCGUCAGAACCGUCAAGCAAGAGACACACCAUCAACUUCAGCCGACCAAUACCCAUCAUGACGGGUCGUAAGACGACGGUGACAUCUUAUUCUGCCAAGGCGUCUCCCCCGAACAUGAAGCGCGGAAGCCCAGAAAUGCAAUACGGAGAAGACUACCAAGGCAGGCUUGCCUCCUACCCUUACGCUCCUAGAUCGGACAGCCACCAGACACCAAAGCGGGCCAGGACAUCAGCAUCUAUGGCCGAGUCCGCGUCGAGUGAUUUCAAGCUGACAGCACCGGCUCAACUGUCCCUCGAACGCACAUCUCAACUCCAACCAGGCAAUACUAAGCAGCUACCGUCAAGCAUGGGAGCCAGCGGCAUGGUGGGAUAUCCUCCUCCCAUGUCUAGUGGAAUGGCAACCCAGCGGCAAGAAUCCUUCAAUCCAUCCACAACCUCAUCUUCAAACUCCUACAGUUCCUAUGACGCCAAAUGCCUGCUAUCACCUCUGCAGCCGCAGCUGUCCGCGCGGGCCUACGAGAAGAUGCCCGAAAAUGGGCCAACGACGAAGCAAGUGGCUCCGAUGAUGCCAAACUAUCCAGAUUUCAAAUUUACGCCUCCUACCUCUACCGGUCUGCCCGACUGCGCCCGAUUUCCAGGCACUGAACUGCCACAAACAAAACGUUCAGCGCCCUACGAAGGUCCCCGCAUUGCGGAGAGCAGAAGCCAGCGGCCCUACAGAGCCCCUGCGAAGCCGAUCCACAAGACCCCAGAGACCCACGGGACCUGGGAGAAAUCCCCCUAUGGCAUCCCAUACGGCCCCGAGCGCCGCGACGGCCGCCUUCGGACGCCCGAGUGGUACCGCCAGCAGGGUUACUAUGUCGACGAGGAAGAGGACGAGGCGCCUCCAGCCAAGAAUCCAAACUUUGGCGGCCUCCCCCGAAACAUCGACUUGGUUGCGCGCGAGAAUAGAAAAAAGAAGGCGGCAGAUCCAAAUUACGUGGCACCUACCUUGGAGGAGUCCAUGUGGCUGCUUACCCUGGAGGAGCGUCGCGAGACUGAAAGGAAGGAGGAGGAGGCAGAUGCCGAGCGCCUGCGUCAGCAGAGGGAGAAGAAGCAUCAAAAACAACGGCAAGGCGGGUCGCGCUGGGUUGCGGUUGAGGCGGAACGGAGGCGGAGGAGGGAGUUUCAGAAGUUGGUGGAGCAGUACGAGCGCGAGUGUCCGUACAUUUCGGCGUUGCGGCCCAGUAAUAACUUGACUGUCAGGAGUAAUUCAGCAUUUACAAGCGAGAGAAGCAACGGCAAGAUGGUGGAGGUAGGGGGAAACUGGACUAUAAUCGAAGUCGGGGAUGAUCCGUUUGUUAGCAAGGACCCAGAGGGCGACUCAAAUAUGACCAUGAUUGAUACCAUUCCCAAGGAGCAAACGUCAAAGGAACUUCAGAACAGCCAUCUUCAACAGCCAACAGAAGCCAAAGAUGUGUUCCGCGGCCGCGAGGACACGCUAGCGCUCUACCGGCGGCAGAAAGAGGCCUGGGCCAAAGAAGACGGGGCGGCCGCCGCCGAAGCUAAAGUGGAUUGGCACCCCCUGACUACCGACAAGGCGAUCUGGGAGCAGCAAAAGCAGCUGGAAAUGUGGAACCGCCGGAAGGCGGAGCAAGACGGCUCUGUCAAUGCGCCACCGACGCCAAAGUCGGACGCCUCUUCGGGGGUCAGAGAGCAGCAGAGCUCGGGCUCCCUGGACUUUUUGCCCCAAAAGACAAAAGAGCGAUUCGCAAAACUUGCAACCGAGAUUCACGAGCAAAGCAGGUCUACAACUGACAAGAUGAUGGACGGCGCCAUGGAUAUGCAUAUCGGGGAGACGCAGUUGCGGUCGGACACAUGGAGGGAGGACCAUGGGCCCAAGACUUCAGCCAAAAAGCCGCCGUCUAGGAUCAUACUCAAAGUCGGAGGUGUGAAAAAGGCCAGAGGGACAAAGGAAAAUCCCAUAAUCUUGGAGGCGGAGACAGGCAAUCUGGUUGCCAGCGAGGAAGAGAUUGCGGAGCAGCAGAUGCUCCUUGAUAUGCACAAACGACGACAUGAAGAGCUAAAGAACAACUCACAGACUUUCAUUCAACCCGACACAAAAGAGAACAACAUACCGACAGACAAUGGCGACGGCUGGUUGCUGAUCAGAGGCCAGCUUGGCUACAAGGAAGAGACACAUUCUCCAAGAUUGUACUCGCCAUCGAGACCUGUCUACUUCCAGACAGAUUCUGAGUCGGCAGCAUCAAGCAGUAUUUCUUCUUCAGGCGACACACCCCAGACGAGAUCUCCGAUGGUGCCAGCCUUUGAAAUGAGGAUUCAAGCAGACUCUCCAACCGACACAGCUUCAACGUUGGCGUGCCAGCUGAAGGGCCAGGCCAAGUCGAGUGAAAGUUGUUUCUGGACUCCGGACAGAUGGCUCUCUGGUCAAGAUGUUCCUGAAGGAAUACAAGACCCCGUCUCUGAAGGUUUCGCAGACGAAUGGACACCAACACUCGCACCCCCUUCGGAUACCCGAAUAGCUAUACGGAUUGCAAAAACGGCUUGGAGUACUCACAUGGCGGGCAAGCCAAAGCAGACACCCAACAAGGAGAAAAUGUUAGCGGAGCAAGCUGAAGUCAUCCCAAGGGAGCACCGCAAGUCGCAGACAGAUUUCAUGCUCAGCCCGGCAGCCUGUCUAAGCGACGAGGACUAUUGCAAGAUCUGGGCGGAAUGGGCUAGGUUGACAAGGAUCAAGCGCUUUAGGGCAUCCGAUGGAGGUCGGCUGCCUGAAGAUGAGGGGCUGUGUGAAGGCAUGCUCGAGGCUUUUCUCGAAAUGAUGACGAGGGUGUCUGUGGGAGCAUCUGCGUCCCAAGGACAGGCUUUGAAGAACGAGUAUCACAGAUUCAAUGCAGCCCCCAUGCUAACAAUGAACAAGGACCAAGUGAUGCAGGAUGGGCUUGGAUCAACGUCUAAUGGGCCGGACUCAAGUUCACACCAACAAGGUCCAGGAUCUGAGGACGACGGAUAUACCAUCUUGAAUGGGCAACCGUCCGCCCUUGCUGAUACCUCGGCGAUAACACAGCCUGCUCCUCAUGAGCAGCUAGAGUUGAAGGCAGAAUGGAACCCUCCCCCACGGGUGCGACUCGUCAAGGAGUUUAUCGAAAGAGGCAGCUUACAACGGCUUGACCGCAAAACCCGCGAAUACUACUCCACUCUAAUGAACCUGGUUCAAGAACAACGGACUGCGCAGGUUGAUCCUCAGCAUGAUGGGGAUACGCAAAGAACAGCUCGAGCAUCGAACGGCACUCAGGAACAAGGCGAAGCGCCCACCGUCAACAAGCCGGCCGGUGUCAUGAGGUCAGAUAGUCCUUCACUGGGGGUGCCUGUUAGCAUCUCCCCGGUGCAAGCCCAGGCGAUCGAGUUCUUUCGCCGACAGAUGGAGGCCCAGGAAGACAAGGAAGGUUGGAUAAAGCUACAAGCAGGGCUGAUUGCGAUGAUGCAACAGUCGCAGGAAACCAAGAAAAAACUGGAAGAAUCUGCAAAACGACUCAAUAAAACCAGGGCGCAGUUUCGGGAGCAGUGGGGUGACGAAACCUCGACAGACGAAGAUCCAUACCCCGAAGACAACAGACUGGAGAGAAUGGGCGGGCGUAAAGAUGCUGCUCCUACGACCGAUGCCAUGUGGUGGGACACGAAUGCUACCCGACAAAAUGCUCAGAUAGACCUCCGGCACGCGCGUGCCGAGCUUUUCGACCUCCUAUGGAGAAGGCGCAGUUAUCUUGAGCGUGAGCAGGAGGCUAGUUGGGCGAACAAACCAGCAUCGCCCUACAUGGGUAUCGAAGACCAUCGGAUCAGACGAGAUCUGGGCAGGGUCAAGAGAUUGCUAACCCAGCUGAAUAUCGCACGCUCCAGGCUCGAUCCUCCAGAAGAGUGUGUGGAUCUUUCGGAUGGAGAUUCUGCGCUAACCCUGUCGGCCUUUGGGAGCGAUGAGGACAAGGGCGGCGGUGACGGGACUGGAAAACAACGCCUUGGCUACACAUAG
Molecule: messenger RNA, 4212 nt
Organism: Pyricularia pennisetigena
Lineage: Eukaryota; Fungi; Ascomycota; Sordariomycetes; Magnaporthales; Pyriculariaceae
Exons: 3
Coding region: 1-4212 (1403 amino acids)
Source: RefSeq, a predicted model, not a curated record